Molecule: messenger RNA, 566 nt
Organism: Nematolebias whitei (Rio pearlfish)
Lineage: Eukaryota; Metazoa; Chordata; Actinopteri; Cyprinodontiformes; Rivulidae
Gene: sfr1
Product: SWI5-dependent homologous recombination repair protein 1
Exons: 3
Coding region: 21-566 (181 amino acids)
Biological process (GO): double-strand break repair via homologous recombination; positive regulation of DNA-templated transcription
Cellular component (GO): Swi5-Sfr1 complex
Source: RefSeq, a predicted model, not a curated record
AACCUGAGUCAUUUUGACCAAUGGAGGUCACUCCCAAAUUAAAAUCUGCGUAUGGUUCGCCUUGUUAUGCAGUCGAAUCGAGCCCUUCUGAGUUUAAAGAGGAAAAGCAGCAUCGUCCGAAGCUGAGCGCCUCCCUGAGGGAGAGGCUGAAGAGAUGCAGGAGAUCCUUCACCUCUCCUGUCUCUGUGGCCAAACGCCUGUGUGUGGAUGAAGAGGAGGAGGAAGCUGGACUGCACGGUCCAGACAAAGUACCUGGACCUGUUCUCGAACCGACACAUGUCACCCCAGAAGACUUUGCACAACAACUCAGGAAGGAGAUUAAAUCAAAAACAGAGACUCUGCGCAGACUUAAGAUGGUUAAAAUGUAUAGAAGCAAGAAUGAUUUAACCCAGCUCCAAACCUUGAUCAACAAGUGGCGCAGUUGUGCUCAGGCUGGCCUGUAUGAGCUCCAGUCAGAAGUCCCCAUCGAUGGACGAAGGGCCAGCCUGUCUGAGCUCAUGGACCUGUUUGGCCUGGACCACAGCAUUCUGCACUUUGACCGCUCCGAGGACGACUUCUCUUCAUGA